Molecule: messenger RNA, 868 nt
Organism: Nothoprocta perdicaria
Lineage: Eukaryota; Metazoa; Chordata; Aves; Tinamiformes; Tinamidae
Product: SH3KBP1-binding protein 1-like
Exons: 7
Biological process (GO): protein homooligomerization
Molecular function (GO): protein binding
Source: RefSeq, a predicted model, not a curated record
GUUCAGCACCUCCCGGCAGACGCUCACCUGGAUCCCGGACUCCUUCUUCUCCAGCCUCCUCAGCGGCCGCAUCUCCACCUUGAAGGAUGAGACGGGAGCAAUCUUCAUCGACCGCGACCCCACGGUCUUCGCGCCCAUCCUCAACUUCCUGCGCACCAAGGAGCUGGACGCGCGCGGCGUGAGCGCCUCGCUGCUGCUGCACGAGGCGCAGUUCUACGGCAUCGCGCCCUUAGUGCGGCGGCUGCAGCUGCGCGAGGAGCUGGAGCGCUCGUCCUGCGGCAGCGUCCUCUUCAACGGCUACCUGCCGCCGCCAGUGAUCCCGGCGAAGCGCCGCAACCGGCACAGCGUGGCGGGAGCGCAGCGGGCGGCGGGCGCCGAGCGCGCGCCCGUGCGCCGCAGCAACACCAUGCCCCCCAACCUGGGCAACGCGGGGCUGCUGGGGCGGCUGCUGGAGGAGCGGGCGGCGGGCGCGGGGCCCGGCGAGCCGGGCGCCGUGCGCCUCGUGUGCGGCCACCACAACUGGAUCGCCGUGGCCUACGCGCAGUUCCUGGUGUGCUACAGGAUGAAGGAGACGUCGGGCUGGCAGCUGGCCUUCUGCAGCCCGCGCCUCGACUGGCUCAUCGAGCGCGUGGCCCUCAACGCCAAGGUGCCCGGCGGCCCCGCGGGCGACCACGACAGGAUGGUGGCCGUGGCGUCGAGCAGCGAGAUCAUCCUGUGGGCGCUGCAGGCCGACGGCAACGGCAGCGAGAUCGGCGUCUUCGUCCUGGGCGUCCCCGUGGAAGCCCUCUUCUUCGUGGGCAACCAGCUCAUCGCCACGAGCCACACGGGCAAGAUCGGCGUGUGGAACGCGGUCACCAAGCACUGGCAG